Messenger RNA from Drosophila willistoni, 7364 nucleotides. Its product is annotated as mediator of RNA polymerase II transcription subunit 15. The transcript is spliced from 10 exons. Gene Ontology annotation, molecular function: MAP kinase scaffold activity. Lineage: Eukaryota; Metazoa; Arthropoda; Insecta; Diptera; Drosophilidae. The coding region runs from base 53 to 7222 and encodes 2389 amino acids. The record is from RefSeq and is a predicted model, not a curated record.
AAAAUUAUUUACAAAGCAUUUACUGUGAACUGUUCGAGAAAAGUGUAUAGAAAUGGCCACCUCAGCUCUGCCAGUGGCUUCCAGCUCCUCCAACUCACCGGCUUCCAUACAAAAUCCACAAUUGAAACGUGUUGUCUAUUCCAAAUAUCGGGAAUUACUUGGUUCAUAUAAUGAUAAGGCAAAUGCCAUUAUUGAUACAUUGCCCGCCUAUUUAGUGCGUCAGGAUCAUGGAUUUCAGUUGACUGAAUUGCCAGUGAAUGGCAACACCAACAAACAAAGCGAGGAAACAAAUUAUGGUCAACGCGGUGGAGGAGGAGGAGCAGGAGGUGGUGGCUAUGAGGCGCCAGCCUGUGUGCAGAAUGCCAUGAUGACAAAAGACAAGAAACCAUUCACAUAUACACCAGGUGGCAUAGAUCUCUCUCAGAUACGUUCGGAGCGUAUGGCCAAACGUUUGGCUCGCAAUGCCCAAUCGGAGGGAGCCACUGGAGCAUCGCAACAGAAUAGACCAGCUCAGCCGCAGUCACCAAAUGGUGGCUCACCUGGAUCUGGAGCAGCCAGCUCAAUGGGAGCUGCUGCCAUGGGUAUGCCCUUUCAGGUGCUACCACCGCCGCCGCCGCCACCACAACCGGGUAAGAAUGGCAAUCAAUUUGCCCCAGCUGCACCCCCACCACCACCACCCCAACAACAACAAAGCACAUUAGCACCACCCGGUCGUCUUAGUGCACCAGGUUCGCCGGCAACGGCUCGUAAAUCACCAACACCACAACGUUUUGAGCCGCCACCAUUGGGAUUCCGGCCAGAGAUUAAGAUACCACCAAAUCCGAUGGCAGCUCUAAAGAAAGUUCCACCGCCCGUGGAGAAGAACACAUUCUGGAAGGAUGAAUAUUGCAAAGAGCGUUCCAAGAGUCCAUUGCCAGAAACAGCAGCAGUUGCAGCUGCUCCAAUUACUCAGCCAAGUCAGAAUGGAGACUAUACCGAUAGCGUUGAUGGCUAUAAACCUCAAGCAAUUGGUAAUAGCAACUAUAGUCCAGUUGCCCCCAAAUCGCCGACAAUGCAGCAGCAACAACUACAUCAACUACAGCAACAGUUGCAGCAACAACAUCUGUCGCAGCAGGUGCCCACGCCGCCACCAACUCCACCCCAACAACAACAACAGCAGCAACAACAACGACAAGAGUUCCGCAGUGUGCCCAUGCCACAAUCGCCGGCUGUCAAUGUUUAUACACAGAGACAGACAGAGAGUCCACGUUCACCCUUUGAACAGCAACAACGAUCCACUGAGAGUCCUUUCCGUUUGGCACAACAGCAGCAACAACAGCAACAAUCACCACAACAGCAGCAGCAACAACAAUAUCCACCUUUGGCAAUUUCUCCAUUGGCUCAGCAACAGCCAACAGCUCAGCAAUCAGCACAAUCUGUACCCUGGCGUACACAACGUUCUCAGCCUGUGGUUUCACCACAGCCCCAGCAACAGCAGCAGCAGCAACAACAACAGCAGCUAUCACAUCCACAACCCAUUUACAACAAUGUGCAACAACAGCAGCAACAGCAACAACAACAACGAUCUCGCGAUGUAUUCAGCCCAGUCAGAAAUGACACAACAGCAACAGCAAUCAAUAACCAGCAGCAACAGAAUUAUGGCACUCAACAAACACCAUAUUCAGGAGCAGGAAAACCGACCAACGUUGGUUCUCUUUACAUUGCUCCUUUGGCUCAGCCCACAGAGCCACAAGCCCAGCGUAUUCUGCUUCAGCAGCAGCAGCAGACUGCAGCCCGGGAUUCGCCUAUGAGGCAAUUGCCCCAACAGCAGCAAUCAGCUGGCCAACCUUUGCGUUGGCUUAGCUCCCAGCCGGGAGUUAAGGAGCAGGCACCUUGGGCCCAAGCUCGAGCUGAAGAGAAUGGCAACGUUUUGCCAUCAACAUUAAGACAGACGACUCCGGCGCCAACAUCAGCACCACCAGCACAGCCACAAGUUGCACCACAAGCGCCACAGCAACCACAGCAAACAUCUUUCUAUCAACCACAAUUGAUUCAAGGCAAUGGAUUUGGUCCACAACCAACAAUUCAACAGCAGAACUUUGGCUCAAAUACUCAGCCAGGUGGUUUGCGUUUGCAAAUUAAUUUGAAUACGAAUAGUAACAGCACCAGCAACAACAAUAAUCAAAGUGGACCAAGGGAGCGCAUUAUACCCAUUACUUUGGAGCAGACACCAACAUAUGCAGCUGCCCAACCGAAUUUCGGUGGUUACAACAAUUAUCCAGCUUCCGGAAUGGUUCAAGGACAAAGGGUUAUGUCACCGCAACUCCAGACGAAUGGCAACUCUACACGAAUUGUGCCCAUCUCUAUUGAGGGUGGACGAUCCGGACCUGUAUCCCAAUCGCCAGUAGUUUUGCAAAACGAUCCACGAUCACCGCCCAUACAAUCGAAAUCGUUUAGAAUUUUGCAAAAAAUAACCGAUACCGUGGACGAUGGCAACGACGAUGAAUCCUUUGCACAGCAAACUCCCAUCGAGCAGCCGGCCCAAUUGCAGAGGCCACAAUAUGCUCGUCAGAUGAGUGCUCAGCAGGCAAGAAAUAGUCCAACUAUAGAACAAAUGAGACGAUUGCAAAUUGGUCAGGAUCAACAGCAACAGCAGCAGCAACAACAACAAUUGGGUACGCCUUUAGCUUGGUCGCCGCAAGGUAAUGGCAUCUCAGCACAGAAUCGCUUUACACAACAACAACAACAACAGCAGCGUUUUGAUGGACCCCCACAACAACAACAACAAUAUAUACCACCUAGUGAACAACAAGCUCCGGAACCUAAAAAAUAUACGGGUAGCGCUAUACCUAGUCGAUCAUUUAAAAUUCUACAGGCUAUGACAACACCAGAAAAUGCCGAACAUAAAAUUCACACCGAGCUGGACUCGGAUUUGGAAAAUGUUGAAUUGAACGAAAACCCAAAUAAUAAUAAUAAUAAUAAUAAUCAUAACAACAACAAGAAAUAUAAUAAUGAGAGUAAUAAUAAUAAUAAUAACAAAGAGAUUAACCAUGACUCAUCCUCAGAUACCAUACAUUCAUCCAAUUCCUCGCUUAGUUCAGAUAGUAAUUCGUGUCCACCCCGUUCGCAAUCAGUGCCACCUCAUUAUCCCUAUGCCUAUGGCUAUCCACCAUAUCCUUGGUAUAUGCCACCCCCACCUCAGGGUAAUGGCAGCGAAAUGCCACAUCAUUGGCCAUAUCCAUAUGCCUAUCCACCGCCUCCUGUUCAUUCAGCGGAUGGAAAGUCUGUGGACGGAAAUUAUCCACCGCCCUAUGCCUAUUAUUAUCCCUAUCCGUAUCCUCCACCACCGCCGCCGGCACAACUUAAGCCAGGGGAAACACCCAAUUAUGCACAGUUUAUGCCACCCUAUGGACCAUAUCCUUAUCCUGUAGCUCCGAGCUAUAGCCAGAGCUCGACGGAGGAGAGUCGAGCGAGCAGCGUCUUGCCGGAUAUUAUUAUAACACCGAGUACCGAUGAUGUGCCCUCUCAGGUUAUAAUGCAACAUCACAUCAAGGUGGAGCCUCGAGAGCCACCUAAGCGGGCGCACUCCGUUGAGAUUGAAGAGAUUGUUAGCAGACCCAAAACCCGCAACAUUGUCUGCACCAACAAUCACGAGGUGAUCGAUGUGUUGAGUCAGCGUUUGGCCAAUAUUAACAAGAUAUCCAGUGGGAAUACUCAAGCGAAUUUGUCCAAGCAAUUGCAAAAAAAUUAUGCUGGUGAGCAGAGUAAAGAGCUCGAGGUUCGAUCUCCCAGUGAGAAUGCCUCAGAGGAAGAUAGCAAUGAUGAGGAUGAAGAUCAGGAUGACGAUGAGGAUGAUACACCGAAACACAACCCAUUGCAGGCAAUUAAAUCGGUGGCAAAUGUUCAAGUUUAUAGACUCGAAUCAGAUGACGAUGAUGACGACGAUGUCACGACAGCCGAGGAAAUGUCCGAUGAAGAAGAGGAAGUCGAAGAGGAAAUCGAAGAGGAUUAUCUAGUGGAAGAAGAUCUAAGUGUCAUCUAUGAGGAAGAAAGUGAACUGGAACGCAGCAGUAGCGACUAUGCCAAGACGGUGAUUAGAAAAGAUGGUUCAAGAUCAACCAUAGCAGAUCUCGAAGUAGAGAAACAAAUUGAAGAGCACGACAGAGAUGACGACGAUGAUGAAGAGUCGACUUCAGUCACCGUUCGUUUGCCAUUGCGUUUCUCCUUCAGUCGCAGUUCGAAUGAUGAGAAUGUAGCCACAGUUGAGGUGGGUAAUACAACCACAGACGUCGAAGAGAAACGCAACUCGUUCAGUGUGGCCAAAAUAGAGAGUGACGAUGAGGAGGAUAAUGACUGUGAAAUUAGUGUAACCAUUAGCCUCAGCAAUUCAUCGCGCUCAAAUUCGGUGGAAAAGAAGAAUUCAAAACCCUUUGCCGCAGAGGAAGUCCCGGAAGAUGUUUCUGCUACGUUCUCCUUUGGAAAGCCUAAUAUAGAACCCAUCAAAGAGAUUGCCGAUACCACAGCUUCGCCGCCAAAAGAAGAAUUUGAUUUCUUUGCCACUUUGAUGGCCACCAAAAUGCAAGCGCAAAAGAUGAUGGAACAAUCCAAGAACUUUUGGAAAACCCCCGAAACAAAACCCAUGGAAUCAACGAUUGAAGUAAAACCCAGAAUUAAGGAGGAGGCAAAGGAAACUAAGCCAGUUAGACCGAUUUCUGGUGAUUUUGCCAAAACUCAGGCUUCUCUAGAGGCCGCAAAAAAUAGUUUUUGGUCCACCUUCAAUACAGCAAGUCAAGAACCAGUUAAACAAGAGGAAUCGAUCGAGGAAGAGAAAAAAAAAGAAGAAGUGGACUUUUGGGCCAGCAUUGAGAAGCAGCGGGAAGAUUCACAAUGGACGAAAAAAAAGAAAACUGUGACCUAUACUCCGCUACAAAAAGAGACAGCUUCAAUGAUUGAACACUGGACCACAACUCUCAGAGCUAAGGUUGAAGCAGUGCAGGAACCUCUCAGAGCUGAAGUACAUUUUGUUAAAGAAGAAGAGCCUAAAGAAGUUGCACAGCUUAAACACGAACAACCAGUGGAAGAGGAGGAUUUUUGGGCCACCAUUGAGACAACAGACACCGCAAAAAGUAAUGGCCAUUGGGAACAAGAAGUUCAAGCCACGACCCAGCAAGAGGAUGAUAAAGACAUCGAUUUCUGGGCCGAUAUUAAAUCAUCUGCAAGCAGUAUUGAAAAUAUACCAAAUAAUUUUGAGUACGAUCCCACCAAAUAUCCUGAAGAGCCACGUGAAGUUGAUACAGAUGAGGAAAUUGAUUUCUGGGCAGAAAUCGAAGCAAAUCGUCAACCCGGUCAAGAUGAUGAUAACGAUGAUGUUACCUUCCAUAAGUCUGCGACAUUUUGGGCACGAAAAGAGCGACAAAAUUCGGUUGAAGAAACCCCAUACAAGCCAGUGGAAAUUAAACCAUUUAGAGCCAAGUUACCCGAUGAGCCAGCAGUGGAAAUUGAUGUCUGGGCCACUCUAGAGGCAGCUAAAGGGGAAGAACCCGAAAUUGUAGAUCCAGUUAUAGAAGAGGAGAAGGCUUUAGCUGAAGAGUAUGAACAAUUGGAGCACGAGAAGGAUACAAUUGAGGACGAGACUUUGCAACAGAAGACCGACAGUAAUCUUCAUCAAGUGGAUACCAUGUCAAUGGCCUCUAUGCAUGAACCAGCGCCAGUCUAUACGUGGGCGGUUCCAGCACAAUGUGAAAUGGAGCUACAGAAUGAUAACGAUGAUGAUAAUGAUGAAACUGACUUUUGGGCUGACAUUGAGGAGGAACGUGCCAAAAAAGAGCAAAUUGAGGAAGCCGAACAAAAACGUCAGAAUUAUCGAAAGGCUAUGGCUUUCUUUAACACCUCCAUAGAUGGAGGACGUCAAACUCCAACACCGGCUCAGACACCGCAAACGGAUCGGAGUAGUGUUAUUUUGGAAACAGAAGAAUCCGACGAAAUUGAUUUGGGUCCUCCUGGCGAAUACGAAUUGGUAGGCCAAGAUGGAACGAUUGUCAAAGAAGAUGCAGAAAUAGACGAAGAAGAAGAGGAACGAGGAGCUCCGACACCGACACCCACAGUUCUUAAGGAAGAACCACAACCUCCUAUGGUUUAUGUCGAACCAGAGCCACAAAUGAAGCGUCUGUCGAAUGGUCUACCCGAUCUUGAGGUGGAAAAGUUUAGUGAAAUUCCCAAAAUAUCUGUUAAAGAUAGAAUCGGAGCAUUCGAGAGUAGUCCAAGCCAAACGAAAGCCCUUACCAAUCAAUCCCUUUCGGUGGACAGUGGCCAUGGAAAGGGUACCCUAUCGCGUAAUAGCAGCACACAACGUUCCGAGUCUGAGAUCGAGGAGGAUGAUUCUGGUGUAACCGAUAUGAAUCGUCAGCUAUCGGAAACCGAUACAGAAUCGGAAAGUUUCCCCGAGUUACGUAAAAUGACUAGCUAUCAGCGAGCAGCCACACAUUCCAGACUCUUCAAGCUCCUGAAAGAUGAGAACGAUCUGCCCGAAGGUUCGACAGUAGCGCUCAACGAUGAGUUCCAAUUGAAGCCAAGCAGACGUAAGAUUGUCCACAAUGUUUCGAUUACAAGACGACAAAAUCCUCAGGCCUUAAGUGAGGCCGAGACCAUGACGCAACGUCGGGAACGUCUGUCAUUGCCUUUACGCAAGAAUACCAGCAUCGAUGCCGAUAAUCCUUCCACACCCAAUAGUCCUGCCUCACCCAUAGUGGGACCAUCGGCCAAUAGCCAGCGUGUGGUCAGCGAUAAACUGGUCAAUGAACUUGUACAGAGCCUUCUGCUCAAGAGUGAUAGUACGCAUUUGCGUAAUCUGCCCAUGGAACGCCUUCAGGCUGCUGCUAAGCGUGCCCUGGUCGAGGAAAUGGAUUCGAAUCCGGAAAUAAGCUCACUAGAUAGUACACCGGCCCCAACGCCCAAGCAGGAUAAAGAGUACACAGACUACUACAACAGUUGGAGUGAUGCAAGCGGAAAUAAUGGCGAAGAAAUUGUCCCAUCCAAGGCUUUUCGAGCUCUGCAAGAUCCCAGACGUAGCCCGUGGACAGUGCGCUGUCCCCGAGUACUUAGCUCUAAGACCAUAAACAGAGAUUUGGCUAGAGUUACAGAAUCACCAGAGAUUCUCAGUAGUCGGGGUAGCAAGAGUCCCGAAUGCUUCAGACAACAGUCACAGUCCCGAGAACGUUCGAUUAGCAGUUGGCGGAAGGUCUAGAAACUGACGAAACUGUCUGAGAUGGCAACUGUAUAUAGCAAGGGCGGGAUCUAUCUAGAUAUAAGGGCAGAUUUCUUAAUCUGCACAAUGGCAAAACGAAAUAAAAAGCGAUUCGGAUCGAAGUACAAAAUCGAAUUAAAAC